This is a messenger RNA of Drosophila mojavensis, 1532 nucleotides long. RefSeq lists its product as uncharacterized. The record is from RefSeq and is a predicted model, not a curated record. Lineage: Eukaryota; Metazoa; Arthropoda; Insecta; Diptera; Drosophilidae. The transcript has 2 exons. Bases 132 to 1121 code for a protein of 329 amino acids.
GGGUAUGUACGCGCUUCGCGCCUGUUGCAAAAUUCAGUGCCGCUGUUUCGUUCGUGACGAAAGGAUGUACGCCCGGUUGUAGGCUGUACAUACAUACCAACGAACGCAUAUACAUAUAUAUACGUAUAGGCAUGCACAGCUUCGACAUGCACACACACAUGUAUGCGGAUAAUACGCCAAAGAGCAAUGAGUAUGAGGAGCUGUCGCAACUGUUAAAGUCUUGGAACGUCAGCGAGCUGUUGCCAUAUUUGCAAGAAGAGGCAAUCAAUACGCAAGAGCUGCAGAUGCUGAAGCGUCAUCAUAUGAACGAGCUGCUGCGCAACUUUCGUUACGGCACGCGAAUUCGUUUUGAACAUCAUUUGGAGCGUUGGCGUCGCUGGCUCAAUGUACCGUUGCAGGACGAGCAGAAUUGCGGUGCUGGCAGCAGCACCAGCGCCGCUGGCAGCGGCAGCGGCAGCGGUAGCGUUCAUUGCAGCGGCUGCAACUGCUCGACGAACUUAGCGAAGAGUCAUUCCAAGAGCAAUUUGGGCGAUGAGAGAGCAAAGCAAUUGCCCUCCGAGCCGUUCGUUUCGCUCAAUGAGAUGACGGAUGGGGGGACGUUUAAUGUGCCGUUACCCCUGGGCGAUCACAGUGAACUAGUUCACACGGAACUGGUGACAGCGGAUCUGAUCAAGCCGGAAAUAAUGACCGAUGCGGAUGGCAGCGAGGAGAGCGGUGUUACGGUGCUCUCCAUCUUGCAAGCGUCGCCCGUCAAGGCUCAAUCGCUGCUCGAGAGAAUCGGACAAAAUGAACAGCUGGAUGCGGUGCAGCGUUUGCUCUUGAUCCAGCUCAUUUGCAGCUACUACGAGGAUAAUCGAUUGCAUUUGACCUUGCAACGAAGUCAUCUACUUGAGCGUGAGAUCCUCCAGCUCUAUCCCAAGGAGCAGUUGUGCUUCUAUCGCACUGAGCGCAGAGGAAAGAUCUACGUGAGGUUUACGAAUAUGAAGCGGAACAAACGUUUCGGCACUCUGCGGGAGCAGAAGCGACGGCGGGAGGAGUCGAUGGCUCCGCCCGUUUCGUAUGCCCCCAAGGAGGUGACCUUCGGCGGUGAUCCCAUGUCCAGCCCCGAGAGAUCAGAUUGAUUAAUGGCUAUAAGCUAAACUUACUCAUAAGUCAAUUAGCUCUUAACUAUUUUAACUUAACUUAAAGUUUCCUAUGAGCACAAUAAGUUCUUUUAAUCAACUAACUUGAAUUGUAUAAAUACUUUUCUAAUGUAGCGAGUUUAGAAAUGUUUUGUGCUAUCUACAUCUAUAUUAAUAUUUGUCGAUUAUUUUAAUGAUUAAUUAUCGAUCGCACAACACAUUUAUUCCAUAUAUUAUUUAAGCUCAUCCAGUUUCUUUUUGGGAACCUUAUUUUUCGUUUUAAUGCAUGUUUAACUCUAGGAAUAACAAAGUUGUAAGUGUCUGUAGCCUAUUUAUAUAUAAAACUCUCCAUAUAUUCGAUAUAUAUCUAAUAAAGAUAUACAUUCAUCGUACAUUCUGCCUAAAAAAAUA